UUGGGAGAAGGAUUAACCGUGACACCGUGAUGGAGGAGGUUGCUGGGAGUUUGGAACCCCAGGCAGAGCCUGAGGUCGAGGAACCGGAAAAGGUCUAUGGGAAACCUAGGGAAGAGGAGCCUGCCGACAAAGUUUUCGUUGCCAAGAAGAAGUUUAGGUACCAAAUCCCGAUCUUAUCCUUACCUGAGAUCGACGACACCAUUAGCAAGUUACUAGGGACCAUGGUGUCAGUGUCUUUUCAUACUAUGCUGCAGGCUAGCCCUGGGUUGCUCAAAGGGCUUAGACAACUGUUGACCCGACGGCGAGUAGAAAUAGGCGACAACCCCGAACUACCUGAAGGGGAGAGGGAGGAGGAAGUUCCGCAAGAAGUGGGUAACCUGCAGAGGAGUCGCGGGGACUUGGAGGAUCUCGAGAAGACCUUUGCAGACAUUCGUUUGAGUUUGCCCGACCGAGAGGGCGGCGAAGUCAUGAGAUCGCCACCUGGGACGAAGCUUAGCUUUCAUGCGCUACCCAAGGGACGACUGGAUGCAAAGUUGAUCCCUCCGGUCAGAAUCCACACGGUAGAACAUGAUUGCUGGAAUGACAAGGGGCCAUCCUAUGAAUUUGGGAUAGCGGGAGAGGUAACAUACCUCCUCCGAGCGAAGAUGGACUCCUUCGUUGCGGAGCCUACGGCAUCGCCAUACGCAAAUCGGUGGUUCGUCUUUCGGAAGCCUAACAAGACACUAAGGUGGAUUCAGGACCUGCAGAAGUUGAAUGCGGUAACCAUCCGGGAUGCUGACUCGCUACCUCAGGCUGACUUACUAGCAGAAUCGCACGCUGGUCGGAGCAUUUACUCCUUGAUAGAUUUGUACUCAGGGUACGACCAGCUUCCAUUGGAUGUUCGAGACAGGCCAUUCACCGCUAUGCACACCCCCGUAGGCCAGCUACAGAUGCAGGUGACACCUAUGGGAUUCCCAAACGCGGUGGCCGAAGCACAACGCAGAAUGCUCAUUGUGGCCGGGGACAUGUUCCCAGAAAAAUAUGAACCUUACAUCAAUGACAAUCCGAUCAAAGGCGCGCAGGAAAAGGACGAGACGGAAGUCCAGCCAGGGAUCCGACGUCUUAUGUGGGACCACCCGCAGGACAUCAAGGACUUACUCCGCCGGUUCCUAGCAUACAACAUUACGGCUAGUGGACCAAAGAGUAUCCUAGCAGUACCGGAUGUGACUAUACUAGGAUUUCGUUGCAGUGCUUAUAGCAGGAAGCCGAAUCCGGCAAAGACCGACAAGAUAUCACAGUGGCCGACGCCACUACGCACGACGAUGGAGGUAGGGGCAUUCCUAGGCGUGGUCGGCUUUUGGAGGAUCUUCAUUAAAAACUUUGCCAAUAUCGCUGAGCCUAUCCGGGCUAUGAUCAUAGAAGAAGGAACCAUGGAUUGGACGGAGGAGCGGGAAGGAGUUGUCCAAAGACUCAAGGACAUAUUGACAUCUGAGACAGUCACUCUGUCCACACCUUGUUUUAAUGACGAAGUGGGACGACCCUUCAUCCUAGAGACGGAUGGAGGACCUUUGGCCGUAGGAGGUGUGUUGAUCCAAAGGGAUGAGGGAGGAAAAGAGAGGCCGAUUAGGUUCGAAAGUAGAACCCUGAACUCCGCAGAACGGCGGUACUCGCAAUUCAAGAAGGAAGUCCUAGCCAUCCUGCAUUGCCUUAAGACGUUCCAGGCCUACCUAUUUGGGAGGCGGUUCAUCUUAAGGAUCGAUCUGACGAAUGCCGCAGGGGCCCUAAAGAAUUACAGGCCUAUAGAUUCGACGGUAGGGAGAUGGGUAGGAUUCAUCUGGCAGUUCGAUUACAAGAUCGAACGGAUUGCUGAAAUCCUCAACAAGGCAGAUGGGCUGAGUCGGGUUUGCAUCACCCCCGAAGGGAUGGAGGAUGCAGAGCCCAUAGACGCCUUCCUCGAAUACGAAGGAGGAACUCUUGCGGUGGAUAACGAAAUGAUGAGCAAGGGAUGCACAUCGGGAGAACUAUUGAUCCAGACUUUGCAGAAGGGGGCACCUGCCGUAGUAGCUGAACUUAGGGAAGGUCCAGUUACCACUCGAGGACGCAGAGAAGAAGAAAAAUCAUGGGGGGCGAUAGUAGGACCGAAGGAGGAGCUGAUAGCAAUGGCGGUCGAAGGGGGCCGGGAAGCAGUGAUGAGCUUAGUGGAAUCUUGGGAAAGGAAAGAGUUGCAAUGGGUGGUAAAUCAGAUGCAGGAAGGAAAGGAUGAGGGCAAGGAAGGAGAGGAGUUUUUCUAUGUCCAAUGAUAGGAAGGGCUCUUUCGGGAAAUCGGCUUGUUGUUGGUAGGAAACAAACAACCUGCGGAAGU
Chara braunii is the source of this 2341-nucleotide messenger RNA. NCBI's taxonomy places the organism in Eukaryota, Viridiplantae, Streptophyta, Charophyceae, Charales, Characeae. The record is from the annotation of a GenBank genome assembly.